AUGGAACCCUUUCCCGCCACGCAGGGCAAACUUGCUGGCAGCGACAACGGCAACGCCCCGAAUACUAUCCCGUCGCCUCCUCCCGUUGCACGAUCUCCCUCUCAAUCGUCUCUGACCAAAGGUGUGCACUCUCAUCGCCAGAGCUUCGCGGAAAACCUUCGAAAUCCCCCGCCAUCCCCGCGCGCACAGCGCCAUCCCUCGUUUACCCAAGCCGCCGUCCAGGAGCUUCUGAACAAACCACCCCCAAACAGACAACCAGAUCCGCGCUUUGCCAACCGAGACUGGAGGGACGUACAGCUUGGGGAGCUGGUAUCGCAGGAUGAUGUGCAUUGGGUGGACUUAGACACGAGCGUGGAGGAGGCCACCAUGGCAUUGCUCAAGAACUCCCCAUCCAACCUCGUCCUUGUGCGCGAAACCUCCUCCGACAAGAAGGCUAUCUCUACGUUCGACCACAAUGAUCUCAAUGCCUACCUCCUCGUGGUGGUUGGCCUUGCAAAGCCCGAUGAGGAACACAUACAGCUCUAUGAUUCGAUCGCGAAACGUGCCCAAGAGAGACAGCCAAUCCCGCUCCGCGACAUCCAGCAGAUUCUCCGCAAGGAGGAACUUAUCGCACUGACUCCUGAUGAAUACCUCACACGGGCUAUUGAGGUAUUCGGCAGCGGCAUCCAUCGGGUGCUGAUAACCAAUCCUGAUUCGGAAGUGCUUGGGAUUCUGAGCCAACUCAAGGUUCUGGAAUUCUUUUGGAACGAGCGCCUCCACUUUCCAAUGAUUGAUCGUCUUUAUGGGGCACCGUUGAAGGAUCUUCAUGUCGGAACCCAGCAGAUUAUCGCAAUCAACGCGGACGCUCCGCUGGCCGAGGCCUUGACCCUCAUGUCCAACGAAGGUCUUACAUCGGUGGCUGUUGUCGAUAAUGGCCUAAACGUCGUCGGUAAUAUAUCCACAGCCGACGUUCGACAUCUCACGAACGCAGCCUCUUUGCCACUAUUGCAGUCGACUUGCAUGCACUUCAUUUCCGUUAUUCUUACUGAGCGGGGCGUUGAGAAGGGCCGCGACUCUUUCCCGGUGUUCUAUGUCAACCCCUAUUCCACCCUGGCUCACACAGUCGCCAAGCUAGUCGCUACCAACAGCCACAGGAUGUGGGUUGUCGAGAGUGCCAGUCCCAGCCCCAGUGCCCCAGCAACACCACUGCUUGCGCCUGUCGGCGCGACAACGCGCCAGGAGGCGCAGGAGCUCAAGCAGCUCUAUGCGACCAAGCCUUGA
Messenger RNA from Phaeoacremonium minimum UCRPA7, 1260 nucleotides. RefSeq names its product putative sds23 moc1 protein. The transcript is spliced from 4 exons. Gene Ontology annotation, molecular function: protein serine/threonine phosphatase inhibitor activity. Gene Ontology annotation, biological process: regulation of mitotic metaphase/anaphase transition; cellular response to glucose starvation. NCBI's taxonomy places the organism in Eukaryota, Fungi, Ascomycota, Sordariomycetes, Togniniales, Togniniaceae. The coding region runs from base 1 to 1260 and encodes 419 amino acids. The record is from RefSeq and is a predicted model, not a curated record.